Molecule: messenger RNA, 744 nt
Organism: Suncus etruscus (white-toothed pygmy shrew)
Lineage: Eukaryota; Metazoa; Chordata; Mammalia; Eulipotyphla; Soricidae
Product: S-phase kinase-associated protein 1
Exons: 1
Coding region: 78-569 (163 amino acids)
Biological process (GO): SCF-dependent proteasomal ubiquitin-dependent protein catabolic process
Cellular component (GO): cytoplasm; nucleus
Molecular function (GO): cullin family protein binding
Source: RefSeq, a predicted model, not a curated record
UUGUUCUCCGCGCUGCGUGGGCGAGGACCGUCUACCCUGCCCGUGGCCCGCCAUCUCUUCCCGACGGAAGGAACAUCAUGCCUUCUAUUAAGUUGCAGAGUUCUGAUGGAGAGAUAUUUGAAGUUGAUGUGGAAAUUGCCAAACAGUCUGUAACUAUCAAAACCAUGUUGGAAGAUUUGGGAAUGGAUGAUGAAGGAGACGAUGACCCAGUUCCUCUCCCAAAUGUUAAUGCAGCAAUUUUAAAAAAGGUUAUUCAGUGGUGCACCCACCACAAGGAUGACCCCCCUCCUCCUGAGGAUGAUGAGAACAAAGAAAAGCGAACAGAUGAUAUCCCUGUUUGGGACCAAGAAUUCUUGAAAGUGGACCAAGGAACACUUUUUGAACUGAUUCUGGCUGCAAACUACUUAGACAUCAAAGGUUUGCUUGAUGUUACAUGCAAGACUGUUGCCAAUAUGAUCAAGGGGAAAACACCUGAGGAGAUUCGUAAGACCUUCAAUAUCAAAAAUGACUUUACUGAAGAAGAGGAAGCCCAGGUACGCAAAGAGAACCAGUGGUGUGAAGAGAAGUGAAAUGCUCUGCCUGACACUGUAACACUGUAAGGAUUGUUCAAAAUACUAGUUGCACUGCUCUGUUUAUAAUUGUUAAUAUUAGACAAACUGUAGACAAACACAGCAGCAAAUCAGUUGUAUUAGCAGACUAUUGUCCUCAUUGCAUGUGUAGUUUGCUUAGAUUCCAUAUCUAUAU